UUCUUUUUUUUCUUUCUUUGUGUAGAAGAAGAAGAAGAAGAAGAAGCAGAGAGAGAGUUUUCUGGGAUUUGCUAGAUUUCUUCCAACUUGUGCAUGAGAUGUUAAUUUACUUGGACUUAUGUUACUUGAAGAGAUCAUCUCCUGGGUAGUGGUUUGGACAGGAUAUUGGUCAUGAGUAUGCUGGUGGGGACAUGCUUGAGCCAAGGGAAGCUGAUAUACCCGUCCUGUUUCUGGUUUUGGUUGUGCUUCCUUUGGUUGCUUACAUUUUACUUGGAAAAUGGAGUGAGACUACUAAGAAGAGGGAGAGGAUAAAUUUGCUUGCCCAUCUGGCUGCUGAAGAAGCUCGUAGAGCAGAAGCCAUGGCGGUUGCUGAUGUUAUUCCUCUUGCGGCUCCAAUAAAAAAUGUGCCUUUUACUAAGAAUGUGGCUUCAACAAAGAAUGGAUUUCAUUCAUGUGCUAGGUGCUUUAGUCCAGCUACAACUCGCUGCUCCAGAUGCAAGUCUGUCCGAUAUUGUUCUGGGAAGUGUCAAAUAAUUCACUGGAGGGAAGUUCACAAGCAAGAAUGCCAGCAGAUGGAAAACUCAAGCUCACCUCGUGUGACUUUGUCGGUUGAAGAAUCCAUUCAAGAGGGGCUCUUACCUAAUGAAAGCAUGAAUUCUCGGCAUUAUGGAUACAGUGUUGAUCAGGUUAUGGCGGAUAAAGCACCUUCAGAAAGUGUAGUUUAUCCCUCAGUUAGCACAGGUGUCUCUGCUACAGUAGAUUGUUCAGCCAUUGAUACAUCUCAAGUUCUCAUGCCGGGGAGAAAAAGUACAGAAAAACGGGCUUCCCGGAAAUCCAACAAAGAAGCAUUAAGAAGGAAAGAUGGUGUCACAUCUAAUUCUUCUGAAGAAGCCUCUGGGAGUUGGAAUACCUAUGUGACGUCUUCGACUGUUGUUUCGUCAAAAGAGGUUUUCAAGGGCCAUAAGUCAAGAAAUAGUAGCUCUAUUGUAUCGGAAGAAUCUAAAAAGAAGCCUAGUCCCAAUGUCUCUGAUGUGUAUAUUCACGGACGAGCUACGGUGCAUGAGAAUGAUAAGAAUGAAAGUCAAAAUGGGAACACAUUAGAGUCAGAGAGUCAUCAUGGACUGUCGCACUUACCCUAUUCAUCCAAAAAUGGAUCCAAUGGACAUGAAAACGGAAAAGAUUUCAUUCAUAAUGGAGGGAAUCUACUUAGAGGGGAAAAUUCUGAAAUGGCGGAGGCAAAGGGGUAUGCAAAAGCGAAAAAAGCACCGUAUUCCCUUGGUAGCAAGAGUUCUAAAUUGACAAAAUCGACUAUGAAAGAGACUGGAGAGCAGUUUUGCAUAGAAAGAGAGAGAAAGGGGCAUGUGACUGAAUCAAAAUCGUCUAGAAUGAGGGAUACUUCUACACAGGCAAGCAAUGGUGGUGCAAAUGCAAGGAUUAUGAAGAUGAUGGGCCUGGGGAAGCCAACAAAACUCCCUAGAAAGGAUGUCUCAGAAGUUGGUGCUGAUAGACACAAAAUUAAGAUGCUUUUUCCUUAUGAAGAAUUUGUGACGUACUUCCAGUGUGAGGUGUUUGACUUGUCACCUCGGGGCCUUCUAAAUUGUGGAAACAGUUGCUAUGCGAAUGCCGUCUUGCAGUGUUUAACCUCGACAAAGCCUCUUAUUAUUUAUUUGCUUCGCAGAUCGCAUUCAAGAGCAUGUUGUGAUAAAGAUUGGUGUCUCAUGUGUGAACUAGAGCAGCAUGUAAUUAUGUUAAGAGAAAUCGGAGGCCCUCUUUCCCCUAGCAGAAUUCUUCUGCACAUGCGGAGUAUAAAUUGCCAUAUUGGUGAGGGAAGUCAGGAAGAUGCACAUGAGUUCCUAAGGCUUCUGGUUGCGUCAAUGCAAGCUAUAUGCUUGGAGGGAUUGGGAGGAGAAAAGAAGGUAGACCCCAGAUUGCAAGAGACAACUUUUAUACAACAUACUUUCGGGGGACAUCUAAGAUCAAAGGUCAAGUGUUUGAGAUGUCAUCAUGAAUCUGAAAGAUAUGAAAAUAUUAUGGACCUUACAUUAGAGAUAUUUGGGUGGGUUGAGUCACUUGAAGAUGCAUUGACUCAGUUUACAACGCCUGAAGAUUUGGACGGAGAAAACAUGUACAGAUGUGGAAGAUGUGCUACAUAUGUUCGAGCCAGAAAGCAGCUAAGUAUACAUGAGGCACCAAAUAUCAUGACAAUUGUCUUAAAGAGAUUUCAGGAAGGAAGAUAUGGAAAAAUCAAUAAGUGCAUUACAUUUCCUGACAUGCUUGAUAUGAUUCCAUUCAUGACCGGAACGGGUGACAUUCCUCCACUCUACUUGCUGUAUGCUGUCGUUGUACAUUUGGAUACAUUAAAUGCAUCUUUCUCCGGUCAUUAUGUAUCAUACGUGAAAGAUUUGCAAGGAAAUUGGUUCAGGAUAGAUGACACUGAGGUCCAGCCCGUUCCAAUGAGCCAGGUUAUGUCAGAAGGAGCAUAUAUAUUAUUUUACAUGAGGUCUUGCCCCCGACCUCAGAGAGCACUCUCCAGCAAAGCCGUCCAGAAGCAAGUGCCAGAGUUGUCACAUUAUUUUUUGUCGAAGCCUUCAAGACCGGGACAAAGCAAACCCAAUGGUCAAUAUGCUGGUUCAGAGCCUUUAAGCGAAGGCAUUAGACCAGACGUUGCUAAUGGUUUCACCAACCACACCUCCAGUGGCAUCCUUAGGAGUGCAAACCGGAAUGCCAUUCCGGUAAUGGAAACAUGUGCGGAGCCCAUUGGCGUGGAGUUUUCUGAUGCUACAUCGAGUGAUUGGUCUAUUUUCACAAGUUCAGAUGAGGCUUCUUUCACAACGGAGAGUACCCGAGACUCAUUCAGUACCGUAGAUUUUGCCGAUACCAAUGUAGAUCCAAUCUCAUCAAUCUUCAACACUAUAUAUGCGCCGGAGUAUUCCCGCAAUUCUGUUUCCUGCAGAAAAUUUUCAAACAAUAGGCCACAGACUAGAUUUUUUUCUCAGGAGAAGGGUCAAAUUUUGGACUCAUACUUGUCAGCACAACCUCUUGACAGAAUACCAAGAGGAGACUAUUCUCAACAGGUCGGUGGGUCUCCGACCAUAUUUUCAUCUGACAGUAACCCGGGCAUGUUUGUAAGAUAUGGGAGUAACCCAUUAUAAUGGGAUUGAUCAAACAAUCUGGUCAUUCUAAGUUCUAGUUCAUAGGAGUUCCUACUGAUUGAAUAUAUAUGAUUUAGUAGGUAGAAACUGUGCCCCAAUUUCCAUUUUCAAUGUUUUGUUGAUUGGGGCAUAUUGUUGUUCUCCAAGGAAAGGAAUAUUCUUGUUAGCUUUUGAAAUAUCAUGGAAAGUUGUAAAGCAUUUGGCUUUUC
Molecule: messenger RNA, 3361 nt
Organism: Morus notabilis
Lineage: Eukaryota; Viridiplantae; Streptophyta; Magnoliopsida; Rosales; Moraceae
Product: ubiquitin carboxyl-terminal hydrolase 15
Exons: 14
Coding region: 192-3152 (986 amino acids)
Biological process (GO): protein deubiquitination
Cellular component (GO): cytosol; nucleus
Molecular function (GO): cysteine-type deubiquitinase activity; cysteine-type endopeptidase activity
Source: RefSeq, a predicted model, not a curated record